AUGUCCAUCAUAACACGCAAGAACUUCACUUCCAAUUUCCACCAUGACACAUAUCCAGCCUUGCAAGAACGACUGAAAAAUGUAGACUUGUCAAACAAGGCAGUUUUCAUCACAGGAUCCGGGACGGGCAUUGGAGCAGCGACCGCAUUAUCCUUCGCGAGAACGGGUGUAAAGGCUGUCUUUCUGUGCGGUCGUACGCCGUCAACUCUGGAGCAGACACAGCAACGAAUAUCAAAGGAAUGUCCAAAUGUCAUCGUUGGCAAAUUUGUCUUCGAUGUCAGCGAGGGACUCAAAAAGGCCCAGCAGGUCUUUGCAGAAGCGUCCAAGAUAUCUGGGCGUCCGCUUGACAUCCUCGUGAACAACGCUGGCUAUAUUGCCUCGAUGCCAACGACAUCAUCUCCGGACAGCAACUGGGACUUCGAUAGAUACUGGCGACAUUUCGAAGUCAACGUAAAGGGACCAUUGGCUUUAGCCACCGCAUUCCUUGAACAUGCAUCAGAGCAGCCAACAAUUCUGAACAUCACUUCUGGGGCCGCCGUGAUUGAUUUCGUUGCUGGGCUUUCUGGAUACGGGGCAAGCAAACUCGCAGCUUUCAAGAUGUUCAGCUACCUCUACCACGAGCAAGUCAAGCGUGGCCUCAAAGUGUUCCAUGUUCAUCCAGGAGUCGUUGCUACUGCAAUGGCAAAAGAAGGGAAUUCGGUAUGCGAUGACACUGCCGAACUUGCCGCAGACUUCACUGUCUGGGUGAACACCUCUGAAGCUUCGUUUCUCCAGAAUCGACUGUUAUACGUUAACUGGGACAUCGAAGAGUUGUUGGCAAAGCGUGAGACUAUCGUAGCACAGGAUCUCUUAACUCCUGGUGUAAGAGGGUGGGAUUCGACGGCUAUGUAA
Cladophialophora psammophila CBS 110553 is the source of this 891-nucleotide messenger RNA. RefSeq lists its product as uncharacterized. The transcript is spliced from 2 exons. The coding region runs from base 1 to 891 and encodes 296 amino acids. NCBI's taxonomy places the organism in Eukaryota, Fungi, Ascomycota, Eurotiomycetes, Chaetothyriales, Herpotrichiellaceae. The record is from RefSeq and is a predicted model, not a curated record. Gene Ontology annotation, cellular component: membrane.